This is a messenger RNA of Arabis nemorensis, 8106 nucleotides long. NCBI's taxonomy places the organism in Eukaryota, Viridiplantae, Streptophyta, Magnoliopsida, Brassicales, Brassicaceae. The record is from the annotation of a GenBank genome assembly.
AUGAAUCGCGACGGCUCAUGGUCUCUCGGCUCCUCCGGUAACGGUGGAAGCGGAAGAGGCAACGGAAACGACGUUCCCGGUGGAUAUUAUCCUCAGGCGAAUCCUAUGUUUUCCAAUUUCAAUCUCCAACAACAACAACAACCUAUUAGAUACCCUCUUCCUCCUCAGUUUCCAGCGAAUUUUUACCGUCCUAACUUCCCUGACUUCUCCUUCGGAAACCCUAAUUUCCAUACCCAGCAGAAUCUCAACUUCCAUCAUCCACAAAUCCCUCACCAAUUCGGCUCUGGUGCGAAUGUUUUCCUUCAAUCCCAUGGGCAAAGCUACUCUUUCCCUCCCGAUAUUGAUACCAGUGUCUCUCAGAACCGUGAAGCUUUCGAUAGCUCUUCGUUGAAACGAAGACGCCAAGAGGUCAUACAGGGGACUGAUGUUGUCGUCAAAGAGGCCCCUAAAGCUCUUGGUGAGAGUGAUAAUUCCUUUAGCGCCCGAUUAGUCAUUGAUGAGAGUGGUGGGUCUCGAGUACAUGGAGGGAAAGGAUCUUCGGAGAAGUCUUCGUGUAAGCCGAAACAACGCAAAGUAGAAGUCAUGCGAAUUGAUAAAGCUGUUAAUAAGACUCGUAAAUCAGUUGUUGCUGCUGGUGAGAGUGUUUCUUCGACUAGAGUGUCGAGAUCGGUUUUAGAAGAACUUCAGGCUGAUUCUUGGCGUUCCUUGGGUGUGCAAAUGCAAGAUGUUCCUUCCCUUCGUCAACUUAUGGCCCUUGAAGGCAAGAUCAAUGCGUUUAUUCACUGCUUCGUUGGGGCUAGAAGAAUCGUGACCCUGCAUGAUUUGGAAAUGGCAAUAUGCCGAAACGAGUUUGUUGAUUCUUUCGAAGAUUUGGAAUUGGGGCCUUUGCUGCAGCAUCCACUUGUCUUGCUCUAUUUUCCAUCCAUAUCCAGCUCUACUGGCCCAGUUAAGAUCACUAGUGAGGAGAUAAUAUCGUUUCUUGAUAGCUAUCUUAACACUUAUGAUAUAGACGAUGUUAAGCUCGACGAAUUCCUGAAUUUUGUUGCUGAGAAAAAAUCAGUUACAAACAAGGAAAAGCUUGGUGUGCGUAUUCAAAGCUUGCGGAUGUAUGUAUCUUUCAUUCAAGAUGCAAAGAGACAAGAAGGUCAAACAUUGAAAAUCUUACUGACUGAUCUGCAUCAAAAGUAUCAGAUCCUCUCAUCAAAGAAACCACGGCAAGAUAAAUCCCUUACUGUCUCUGAGCGUGCUGACUCAUUUGCUUUACAUCAUAAGGAUUAUUGUGGCAAGCAUACAAGAUUUUAUUCAUCAAGUUCAGAUGACAAUGAUAGUGUUGAUGAUGAGCUUGAAAAUCGUAAUAACUCUGACCACAUCAGUAGUUGUCCAUAUCCCUCUGUUGCAGAAGAGAUGAAGCGGAUUGGGGGUUCCAAUAAAAAAAGGAAGGCUAAAAAUAGUAAUCAUGAAAAAUCUGAUUCGUCCAAACUGCUUAAGAAAGGCUGCUCUAAAUUACGUAGAGGACAUGAGAAACAAGAGCUACCUAAACCGGCUGAUGAUUCUAAUGCUAAGCAGGUUUUCAGUGUCGAUGAGGCUGAUUUCACACUUACUGAAGGAGCAUUGAGAUUGUUCAUUUCAACUUGGAAGGACACAUGUAAAGAGCUAAGCAUUUCAACGGUGGUACGAGCUCAGACUAAAAGAGCUAAAGCGAUGUCAUCAUUUCCAUUUGUUGGAUUACUGAAUGUCGCUGUAACCUCAAUGAGACGUGGAAUGUGGGAUAGUAUAUAUGAUAAUCUGCAAAUGACGAGCCAAGGUGAUGCGACCAAUCCAGGCUCAGAAAAUCAAGUAGAUGAUGUUGAGCCGAGUGAAAACAGUGAGUUAAACAAAACGCAACAUGUUGUGCCUCCAAAACACAGUAAUGUUGAAGAAAUUAUCAGAAGACUUUCCUUGUAUUUUGAGCAUGAUCUUUCUGGAGAGAAGUACAUUAGUAUCUUUAGGAAGCUACAGACUUGCGAGGGUUUAUUGGCAGAGCAAUUUCAAGUACAGGAUUUCGAGUCUCUUGGUUGGGGUGGGUUUUUCACUUUCUUGGAGAAACAUAUGUUGCUGCUACCAACACAACUUCAAAGGUUUCUAGGUAGAGAAUCACGGGAAGAGUUUCCUCUGGAGGUCCACGUGAAUGAGAACCUGUUGACCCUAUUGCUAUCACAAGCUCGUGAAUUUUCAGGUGGUAAUGUAUUAUCUAGACAGAUGGUAGCUCGACUGCUUGCAGAACAAUUUCCAUCAAUCAAUUUCAAGGUUGUAGGAAAAGAUUCAGAGGAAAACUUAACUGAAAUCAUUGGUAGCAACAUGAAGAAAUCUGGUUCUAAGUGUGUCCUCUUUUCUGCAACAUUGUUGGGAGCUGAAAACUCUUUAACCAGUAAGCAUUUAGAAGAAUCCCUGCCUCUGGGAAAUGAUACUGAAUCAAGAAGCAGGCCUCUUAGUGCUGUUUCGUCCAAAGAGGUUUUAGAUGCUUUGCUUAGGGUGCCGUUGUUGUCAGACUUGAACUCAUGGUGUCACUGGGAUCUUAAGUUUGCUCCAUACUUUGGUCCUCUUAUGGGGUGUCUGAGUGAGAUUAAUUCAAAAGAUCUGUUGUGUCUAGUGACAAAGGAUGGUAAGAUUAUCCGGACGGAUCCUUCUGCAACAGCUGAUUCAUUCUUAGAGGCUGCUCUUCAAGGAUCUGCUUACCGUACUGCUGCACAGUUAUUGUCGUUGAUAUCAUUGCAUGGACGAACACAUCUGCCAUUUUCCCUUCUAAAAUGCUAUGCAAGGCGUGCAUUUGAAGUUUUUUUAAAUAACCAUUCCGAGGAGACGGAGCUAAAAGAUAGGAAUUCUCUUGUCCAAAAAAUGAUAGUAGAACAGAAAACAAAAGUGGAUAAAAGUGACUGUGCUGCCUCAAAGUUUUUUCUUGAUUGUCUGGGCUAUCUACCUGGGGAGUUUCACAGUUUAGCUGUUGAUAUCUUGCUAUCCGGACUUCGUUCUGUUGUUAAAGAUGCUCCUUCAAGAGUUUUGUCUGCAUGCGAGCACACAGAGCAACGCAUCAUGCUGCAUGAUGUUGGAUUGCUGCUAGGCAUUGUUGAAUGGAUUAAUGAUUACCAGAAGUUUUGCUCUUCAUUUUCGCCAAACUCUGCAAUAGUGGAAAAUGCUUCAUCCAACAUAGAUUCUGGCACAGCUUUUGUGCAAAAAGAAUUGGAGGACCUUCAUGCAGAACAAGGAUGCAUGAUCGUGUCCGAGAAGUCGGGUGAAUAUAAUAAAGAACCUCAUGAAUCUUAUCACACUUUUGGUGGUCCUGGGGAUUUAUCUGAUUCUGUCGGGGAGGCUUUCACCCAGACUCCAGCUGAGGUUCAUGACAAUCCAGCCUCUGUUAUUGAUUCAAUCAGACUGGAUGAGUUUGGGCUGGAUUCAAGUUCUUCUGGUGCUGAGACGAGUAUGCUACAGAAACAACAUGCUCGGUUAGGAAGAGCACUUCAGUGUUUGUCUCAGGAAUUGUAUUCUCAAGAUUCACACUUUAUUCUUGAACUCGUUCAAAAUGCUGAUGACAACAAGUACCCUGAACAUGUGGAACCCACACUCACAUUCAUUCUUCAGAAGACUGGGAUUGUUGUUUUGAACAACGAGUGUGGCUUUAUGCCUGAGAACAUUCGGGCCCUGUGUGAUGUUGGCCGAUCAACAAAGAAAGGAUCUGGUGGAUACAUAGGGAAGAAAGGAAUUGGCUUCAAGUCAGUGUUUCGGGUUUCUGAUGCUCCUGAGAUCCACUCAAAUGGUUUCCAUUUCAAGUUUGAUAUAAGUGAGGGUCAGAUUGGAUAUAUUUUACCGACUGUUGUGCCUCCUCAUGAUAUUGAAUCGCUUAGCAGCAUGUUAUCUGGCCGUGCUAUACAACUGAAGGAUGCAGGAUGGAACACAUGCAUUUCACUUCCUUUCAGAGCCAUUGAUUCCGAAAGAACAACAAUGGAUCACAUUGAACCUAUGUUUUCAGACCUUCAUCCUUCGUUAUUACUCUUCCUACAUCGCCUCCAGUGCAUAGUAUACAGAAACAUGCUUGACAAUUCUCUCUUGGUCAUGAGGAAAGAGGUUGUGAGUAAGAAUAUUGUAAAGGUUUCAUGUGGGGAAAAUAGCAUGACAUGGUUCGUGUCGUCAGAAAACUUGAAGGCUGCCAAUCUUCGUGAUGGCGUUGAGUCAACUGAGAUUUCCAUAGGAUUCACCCUUGAUAUGCUGGAAGAUGGAACUUACAGAUCAUGUAUGAUUCAAGAACCCGUUUUUGCUUUUCUUCCUUUAAGAACUUAUGGUUUGAAAUUUAUUAUACAAGGGGAUUUCAUUCUUACAUCCUCAAGGGAGGAUGUUGAUGAGGAUAGUCCUUGGAACCAGUGGUUGUUGUCAGAGUUUCCAGGUUUGUUUGUGGGUGCUCUAAGGUCUUUCUGCAGUCUUCCUUCUUUCACCCAGAAUCUCGGUAAAGCUGUGUCUUCAUACAUGCAACUUGUACCUCUCAUUGGUGAAGUGCAUGGAUUCUUCUCUUCUCUUCCUCGUUCUAUUAUAUCUAGAUUGAGAACAACGAAUUGCUUUCUGCUUGAGGGAGACAGUGAAGAAUGGGUUCCUCCUUGCAAGGUUUUAAGAAACUGGAAUGAAAAGAUAAGGGUUCUUCUUAAGGAUGGAUUGCUUCAGGAGCAUCUUGCUCUGGGUUUUCUGGACAAAAAUAUAGUUUUGUCAGAUUCCCUGUCAAGGGCACUGGGAAUUGAAGACUAUGGACCUAAAACUUUGGUGCAGAUUCUUUCUUCAUUGAGCCACAAGAAAGAUUGUCUGCAAUCGAUGGGCUUUGCCUGGUUAUCUUCUAUUCUUACUGAACUUUACUUUCUAUUCCGUUCUUCUGGGCAUGGUAAUGUAGAGCUUGGUAUAGAGAAAAAUCUUAUAGACGGGCUUCACAAGGUCCCAUUUAUUCCACUGUCAAAUGGUAAGUUCACCUCUUUAGAUGAAGGUGCAGUAUGGUUGCACCAUGACACCAGUGGGUUUGAUCUGGGUGAUGUAUUUGAAGCAUUUCCAACAUUAUAUGGAAAUCUCCGAACCAUUGAUCCUUCCCUUCUUUUGGCAUCUUCUGUUGAUGAAAAAUCCACCGCGGAUGACCUCGUAAACAUGCUUUGUGCAAUUGGCGUUCAAAAGCUGUCAGCACAUGAAAUCAUCAAAGUGCAUAUAUUACCAGCCUUUGAGGCGGGGAGUAGAAGUGCGCCGGAGGGUUUGAUGAUAGAUUAUUUAUGCUUUGUGAUGACACAUCUACGAUCUGGCUGCCAUGUUUGUCUCAACGAGAGGAAGUACAUUAUUUCUGAGUUGAGAAGCAAAGCUGUGAUAUUAUCAAAUUUUGGGUUGAAACAGCUAGCUGAGGCUUCGAUUCAUUUCGGUGAAGAAUUUGGAAACCAGGUUAAUUUGAAGAAGCUUACCAAAAACUUGGAUUUAUUGUGGCAUGUGGUUGAUGGUACCUACUUGACACAUCCAGCAUCAAAAUAUUAUGCAUGCGGAUUGAAGGAGUGGCGGAAUUUUUUUCAAGAGAUUGGAAUAGCUGAUUUUGUUCAAGUGGUUCAAGUUGAAAAGAGUAUUGCAGAAUUCUGUUCUGCUUCACGUUGUGAAAAGUAUAAUUCCAACUUGUUAUCUCCUGAAUUAACUGUUAGAGACUGGGAAUCCCCCGAACUAGUUGAUCUCUUGUCUACCUUGCACAAAAGUAAUGGCCGAAAAGGUUGCAAGUAUCUUUUGGAAGUCCUUGAUAUACUGUGGGAUGAUUGCUAUAAUGAAAAAGCAACUGUUAACUAUAAUUCGGGUAUGAAUGGUGUCAUCAGAUCAUCAGGAUCUUCAUUUAUGAGGGUAAUUUGUGAUACUGAAUGGAUAGUUUCAAGCAUGGACAACAGAUUGCAUCUUGCGAAAGACCUCUAUCAUGAUUGUGAUGAUGUGCAAUCAAUACUUGGGACAAAUGCUCCGUAUGCAGUUCCGAAGGUUACAAGUGUCAAGUUACUUAAUGAUAUCGGUUUUAAGACCAAAGUUUGCCUCGAUGAUGCUCUGGAAAUCCUAGAAGCUUGGGUAAACUGUGGAGACUCUUUCAAAUCAAGCAUCUCUCAGAUUACCAAAUUUUACAAAUUUCUGUGGAAUGAAAUGGCUGAUUCAAAGCAGAAAAUUACUGAAAAGCUCCAUGCUCUCCCUUCUGUAUUUGUCCCACACAAAAUUGGAAGUAGGCUGAAUGAUACGAUAUCUGGAAUCUUCUUGCCACUUGAUGAUGUUUACUGGAAUGAUUCUGCUGGCGUUUUAGAUGAGAUAAAAGACAUCAGUUCGCAGAUCAGCAGUGUUGUGGAGUCAUUGCAUAGGAAAACAUUGUGCAAUAUCUAUCCAGGUCUCCAUGACUUUUUUGUGAAUGGUUGUGGAGUACCUGAGGCACCUUCUUUUCAAGAGUACCUUAAAAUUCUAGGGCAGUUCGCACAUUAUGUGUCACCCUUAUGUGCUGCCAAGGCUGUCUUCACAAUUUUCCUGAAGUGGAGUGAUGACUUGAAAUCUGGCAAAUCUUCUGAAGAUGUUGUUCGUUUAAAAGAGAGACUUUCAGAACUCGAGUACACUGUGCUUCCUACUGAAAAUGAUAAGUGGGUUUCCCUACACUCCUCGUACGGUCUUGUCUGCUGGUGUGAUGAUGAGAAGUUGAAGAAGAGAUUUAAAAAGAAGGAGAAUAUUCAGUUUAUUUACUUUGGGGAAAAUGCUGACGAAGAGCAAGAAGUGCUUCAAACAAAAGUGUCUGUGCUGAUGCACAGGUUAGGCAUUCCAAGUAUUUCUGAGGUGGUAAAGCGUGAAGCGAAAUAUGAAGGUCUGCAAGAUAAUAGCAUAACAGUUUCACUUGUGAACUGGUCUCUGCCUUAUGCUCAGCGAUAUAUCUUCACUCUACAUCAUGAUAAGUAUAACCAAACAAAAAAGACUGUCUAUAGUCAAGUCAAGCGUCUACAAGUCUUUGUUGUUGAGAAGUUAUGCUAUAGGAAUGUCAUACCGCAAUAUGAAAUUAGCUCUAAAAAAGAGUUCAAAUGCAGCUCUCUUUUGCAGGAUAAAGCUCUGUACACAACACCACAUCUGGAUUCCCAUUCUUUGUUCAUGGAACUGUCUUGUUUGUUUUUCAACGGAGCUCCUAAUCUGCAUUUGGCAAAUUUCCUUCACUUGAUAAAAACAAUGGCAGAAUCUGGGUUGAGCGAGGAGCAAAUGGAAUCAUUCAUUCUUAACAGUCAAAAAAUUCAGAAGAUCCCCGACGAUGAAAAUAUCUGGUCCUUAAAAUCUGCUCUGAAAGCGAAAAAGAAAGCUGGAAUAAGCUUGAGCUGGUUACCGUCAAGUUCCAAAACAGGACAUGGUUCUAGCGAGGCCCACGAUGAUGCUAAACAAAAGCUGACCAGAGGUCAGGUUAGUAGCAGCGAAGAGGAUGUAACAGAGGCUCUUGAGGAACAAGUACCAAUUGAGCUCACCGAUACAAACUUGGUUGCUAGAUAUGAUAAUUGUGCAGGGACAAGUUCACAAGCUAGUAUGCCAAACCCGUUGCAUUCUAUGCAUAUGAAGAGUGGCUCAACCUCCGGGAAUAAGGCUUCUUUUAACCUCAAUCCAAAUCUUCUUCAUGAAUGGAACAACGCCGUCUCAACUGACUUCAGCGAAAGAGAUCAGCUUCAUACCGGCACGCCUUGGGCUGCACAGGCGCAACAGACGGGUAGAAAAGGUGAAGAAAUUGCUUACAGAUACUUUCUUGCAAAAUACGGCAAGGAGGCUCUGGUUAGAUGGGUUAAUGAACAGAGCGAAACCGGGUUACCUUAUGACCUAAUGAUCGAGAACCGAGGUGGCAAGAAAGAGUACGUAGAGGUGAAAGCAACGGUGUCUACACGGAAAGACUAUUUCAAUUUGACAGUGAGGGAAUGGCAAUUUGCAAAUGAGAAAGGAGAAAGUUACAUAAUUGCUCAUGUUUUGUUAGGCAACAGUAACGCAAUACUUACACAGCAUAGGAACCCUGUCAAACUAUGUCAAGAAGGUCUUCUCCGGUUACUGAUCCUCAUGCCCAACCAGCGAAACGAGGUCAACGUUACAUUUUAA